CGUUUCGACAUUAAAACUUUUGGUGUGAGCAAAGUAGCCCACUUUUGCAGAAGACGCGAUCCAACUAAGUUGUGUUUAAUUUGUUUGUCUAUCGAACCAAGUUUGUUUCACAAGUGAAUGUUGUAGCAUUUAGAUUAUCGUUUGCUAAAUUGAAGAAAAAAAGAAGAACAAAACUGAUUGCUUGUGGUUUGAAUUACAAAGAAAAAGCAAAACUACAAUUUGCCCCGCAAAAACAAUUAUUGUUGUAAAAUUAGCUGAUUCGAUUGGCUGUACCCAUCGUUGCUUCAUUCAUCAGAUAUUUUAUAUUUGACUGUUAAUACAUAUCGAGUGUGUAUUGAGCGGGUGAAGUGAGAAAGCAUUAUUUUUUCAUCUCUGAAAUAAAUACUUUGACCGAAAGCAAAAUGGCAACACAACAGCCUCAACCACAGCAGCAGCAACAGCAGCAGCAGCAACAGCAACAACAACAAGCACAGCAUGACGAAGGCAACUACAAUAAUGGCAAUUCGAAUGGAAAUGGAAAUGGCAACGAAGAAGAGUAUGUACGCGAACCCGAGCACAUUCGUAAAUUGUUCAUCGGUGGUUUGGAUUACCGUACAACGGACGAAUCAUUGAAAGCACAUUUCGAGAAGUUCGGCAAUGUGGUCGAUGUGGUUGUAAUGAAAGAUCCAAAAACGAAACGAUCACGUGGUUUCGGUUUCAUAACCUAUUCGCGCUCAUUUAUGGUUGACAAAGCGCAAGAUGCUCGGCCGCACAAAGUUGACGGACGUGUGGUUGAACCAAAACGUGCGGUGCCACGUCAAGAUAUCAAUCGUCCAGAAGCGGGUGCUUCGGUGAAAAAAUUAUUCGUCGGCGGUUUAAAAGAUGAGCACAGCGAAGAGGAUUUACGUGAAUAUUUCAGCGAUUUUGGUGCCGUUACAAGUGUCAAUAUUGUCAUGGAUAAGGAGACCGGCAAAAAACGUGGUUUCGCCUUCAUUGAAUACGAUGACUACGAUCCCGUUGACAAAGUUGUGUUGCGAAAAUCCCAUACAAUCAAAAACAAGUUGUUGGAUGUGAAAAAAGCAUUGCCAAAGAAUGAAAUGGACCGCAUGAACAACCGCGGUGGUGGCCGUGAUAUGGGCAUGGGAAUGGGCAUGAAUAACCGUGGUUUUCCACGUGGUGAACGCGGCAGCAGCGGUACCAAUUGGAGCAAUAAUAACCGCAAUAAUAAUAACGACAGUUGGAUGCAAAACAAUGCAUACAACAAUGGUGGCGGUUUCAACAGCAACAACAACGGAAACUGGGGUGGUAACAGUCAGCCAACGCCAUGGAAUAAUAAUUCCAGUAACAGCCAAGGCGGUCAUCAAGGCUGGAAUCAGAACGGUCCAAGCAACUAUAACCCAAAUCCAUCACACAACUAUCAAAGUAAUCCUGGAAACCAAAGCAGUGGUGGAAGUGGUGGCGGCGGCGGCUGGAGCAACAAUGACAGCUUUGGAUGUAACUAUCAGCAAGGCUUCGGCGGUGGCCCAAUGAGAUCAAAUUAUAAUAACCAACGAAGCAACCCAUAUGGAAACAAUAGCUGUCCUCCAAACAACUAUGGCUUCGGAAACAAUCAAAAUCAAAACGGUGGCGGCUACAAUCAAAGCUAUAACAGUGGACCAAUGGGCGGAGGAAACUUUAGUGGUGGAAAUCGAAGGUACUAAAAAGGAUGAAUGAGGUAUUAUUUGUGGAUUUAACUAUGUCGGCCGCUCCCGAACUCAAUCAAUGAUGCAGCGGGUAAGUACUUUGUGUUUAGCUUAACGCGAGACGCUUAACGUGACACAAGCUGAUUCAAUUAACGGCACGCGUUCGAUCAACAAGUGAAACGCAGAAGCGAUGACCAUUUGCACGGCGCAAGACACUUUUCAAACACUCGAUCGUUGCAUUGAUCAUUUAUGUCAAUUCAUGGGUUGAUUCAAUUCCUAAUUUGACAUAAAUAAUUCUGCUAAACUAGACGAAUGAAAGGUGAUUUACCCAUGGAAAAUGGUCUGCUUCACAGUUCUACUGGUGAGUAUCAACGAACUGAAAACGCAAGCUCAUUAACGUCCAUUCAUGAGUGUGUACAGUUUUUCGACUCGUCAAUUCCGCAUCACAAACGGUUUCGACACACUGCAAAAACUGUGAGAUUAACGAUUUCCAACUUACCCCACCUUUGAAAUAGACCAUAUUCAAGGUGACCAUUAAUGGCAAUUACAAACUGAACUAAUACCAUUUAUUUUUUGAAAAAACAAAUGAAAGAAAAAACACAACAAAAGAAAAAAUGUAGAAAAAAAAGUUUCAAUAAAAAAAAAUCAUUGAAAACUUUAAAAAAUGUUGUUUUAUUUGAACCAAAAAAAGAAUCCAUGAAAACCAAGCAGCCGCCUUCACUAGGUGUGCAUUCUGGUGUACACGGCUCUGGCAUUGAAGGCUCGGGUUCGAUUCCCGACAUUUGGGCUACGCAGUUUGGUCAGAGCAAUUCAUCAAAUCAAUUUCUCUUUCUUCACCUUCAUUUCGUUCAAUCAUCGUCUUAAUUGUUUUUUUUUUGGACUCAAUUCACUAGGCAAACAAUCUUUUGUGCAAACUAAGCAAACAAUCUUUUGUGCAAACGAUAUAUUCAAUGUAGGCCGACCAACGAAUCAAUUGAAGAAGAAUCCAUAAUGAGCAUAUUUCACUCGAUAUUUGGCCAUAAUGAUACAAACAUAAAUACACACACAUUAAAAAAAAAGAAUAAAAAGUAUGUAACUCUCGUGGUCAACACACAAAAUCAACGUUUCCUUGGCCCAUUUCAUUGUAUUCUCCAGUUUAAAUUACUAUUUUUUUUGUUAUCGUUGUUGUUGCUACUGCUUUUGCUGUUUGCGCAUCACUAAACUGCCCCACAUUUUAUUUUAUGUUGAAGAAAAUUGGAAGAAAAUGAUGAAUUCAUCGACGAACAUUGUCUACGUCCGUCUUAUUUACCUUUCCACACAGAGAGACGAACACAACCAAAUUGUGCUCGCGUGCUCAUUCCAAUUCAUUUUUAUUUAUGUUUUUAUACGAUGCAGUUUAUAGUCUAAUAUUAUCGUGUGGUUUUUAUCUCUUCCAAUCUUGAUAACGAAUGAUGAAUUUUACGAAAAAAAAAAUUACACCCGAAACGAACCUUCUUUUAUUCUACCUAAUUUACAACGGUCCCAAUGCCAUAAAUUCAUCCGACAAUAACAACAGCAGCAACAACAACAUCAAAACAACAUAUCUAAUGGUCAUAAAAAAAAACUGCUCAUUUCUGAGUACGAUUUUUGGUUGUUAUUGUUAUUUGUAUUAGCGGUAAGGAAUCAUUUAUUACAGCUCCUUUCAAAGCCAUUGCGUCAAUAAUUGUUUGUAUGCUCAUUUACUUGAUGAAUUUUCACAUUAAAUGGCAAUUGGAACGUUGCACAAUUUCAAUUCUAAUCAACUUUUUUAUAACUCCUUUCCCAUUCAUUGUUAUGAUAUUUUAACGGUCACAAACAUGCAUCUUAUCCAAUGUGACGGAGAAGUUUGUGACAUUGUUUGUUUCAGCGACUAAAUAAAUGUCAAAUUUCUCCGUUUUUGGGUUAAAUUCGUUUUAAGCAUGCCACUAAACAGGAGCAGAACAUAUUUAAUGUCAUUUUAUGAAACAUUAUUUACGGUUCAUUGGCGUGAUCUGUUGGUUCUGGAAUAGAACUGUGCCAUUUUGGCAGAAACCCUUUCAAAACACACUGUUUUCAAUAUGACUUAACUCCCCGAACAAUUUUUUUUUCCCUGAAAAUAUGUAAAAUGGACGCAACUGAAAUGAAUUUUUUCUCAUUUUUUAUUGCAGUUUUUUCACUUAUGCUAGGCGUUUGAAUAAAGAAUUAUAAUGAAAGUACGAAACUAAGGUCAAUCUGUAAAUUAAAAAAAAGUGAAAUUGAAAUAGAAUGCCCAUAUGAAAGAGGCGGUCAGUGCAUAAGAAUCACCAAAGUCUAAAGUCGAGUAAAUCCACCUCUAGCGAAGCAGCCAUAAUGUUCA
Molecule: messenger RNA, 3993 nt
Organism: Sitodiplosis mosellana (orange wheat blossom midge)
Lineage: Eukaryota; Metazoa; Arthropoda; Insecta; Diptera; Cecidomyiidae
Gene: Rb97D
Product: heterogeneous nuclear ribonucleoprotein 87F
Exons: 7
Coding region: 402-1679 (425 amino acids)
Molecular function (GO): RNA binding
Source: RefSeq, a predicted model, not a curated record